AUGGGUAAACUUGUUUUCGACACCACACCUGGAGUGGAAACGAAUGAGCUGGAUGAGGCAUAUACAACGUUUGCUGAAGAGUACGACAAGUAUCAUGGUGGAUCCUCUGUUCCUCAAACCACUAUUGCUAAGAAGGAGUGCAUGGGCCUUAUUUCACCAAAGCCAGGUGUAAAGUUCCUCGAUAUGACUGUUGGAACUGGCAAUGCGACCAUGUACUUCUUCGAAUACCAAGAUAGAAUCAACCGCAACACGGUAUCAACCGCGACACUCGUUGACCUGAAUACCAAUAUGCUAAGUAUUGCCAAGAAGCGACUCGGAGAUACCAAGUGGGCGAAAGAUGGCCGCAUCGAAUUUAUCAAGGGAAAUGCCGAGCACAUGCCUGAGAUCUCCGACAACUCAUUCGACAUCUACUGCUGCUAUCUUGGAAUGCACAAUAUGCCUAACCGCAACAAAGUACUGAGAGAGGCGAUGCGCGUGCUCAAGCCUGGAGGGAAGAUUUAUGUCGUAGAGUUUGAUACGGGGACUUGGCGCAUCGGAAAGGCUAUUAGAGGACUCCUCUUUCAGUUCCUCGAACUUAUUGCAGGAGGGAGUGUACAGAACAGGACUAUGACAUUGCGUAUUCACCAUAGCGGUCGAGCAUUUCCGUCGCCACCGGCCUUUGUGCAAGAGAUGAAGGACGCAGGAUUUGCAAUGGAAAAUAACGGAUAUCGCGGCAUAAUGUACACCUUGGGUGCUCUCUUCAUUGGAACCAAGCCAACUGAGUAA
This is a messenger RNA of Linderina pennispora, 765 nucleotides long. Its product is annotated as S-adenosyl-L-methionine-dependent methyltransferase. The transcript has 2 exons. The record is from RefSeq and is a predicted model, not a curated record. Lineage: Eukaryota; Fungi; Kickxellomycota; Kickxellomycetes; Kickxellales; Kickxellaceae. The coding region runs from base 1 to 765 and encodes 254 amino acids. Gene Ontology annotation, molecular function: methyltransferase activity.